AUGAAAUGUUACAUUAUCUUCUCUGGAGUUGUUACCAUUCUGAUUUAUCUUAAAUAUUCUGUUAAUGGAAGAUGGCCUUACAAUGACAAACACAGAUCUUUCUUGAACUCCCAACUUCAGAAUGGUUUAAGGCAAGAAAUUUUGAGGAGACACGAGGACCUGAUUAUCUUUUACAAAGCUUUAUUGGAAGAAUUUAGUAUUAAAACAUCACCGAUGGAUAUUGAACUGGACACAGUCAACGUGCUGGACUUCCAUAUUCCAACAGAAGAGAACGUUCCGCCUGGAACAUUGGGUUGUGUGGACCUUCUUCAUUUAACAGCAGUAGAUUACAUUGGGUCUGGAUUCACCAAAUUGGUUUUAAAGGGCACUAUAUUGGAUGGGAGAUCAAUAGCACUCAAGUAUGUGCAUAGUGAAGGCAAUGACAUAAAGCAGUGUGUAGAUCUUCACAAAGACCACGUAGGUUGUCACAGGCUGGCCACUUACAAACUACAGAAAGAAGUGGCCCUUCUGCAGAUCCUACGCCACCCCGGUAUUAUCAAGUUGCAUGGACAAUGUUACCAUAACACUGUUGGCCCUGACAUUAGGGUCACUGCAAUGAUGGAGCUUGGGACCCCUAUUCAAAUGAUUCAGCUCCUGCAAGCCCCCUGGGAAGAGAGAUUCAAAAUCUGCUUUGAACUGGUGCAGUUGUUACAUUAUUUGGCCAACUCGCCUAUGGGAUCUAUAGCCCUUCUCGAUUUCCAGCCCCGGCAGUUUGUCUUAGUGGAUGGAAGUCUGAAAGUGACAGAUGUGGACGAUGCCAUUACCAAAGAGCUGACAUGCACCCAAGAUGAAGACUGUACCCUCGACUUCCCAUCCAAGACAUUUGCCCUCAAGUGUUCUGCAACUGGGACAUGUGAAGGAAUCAAUGAAAAGAGGAACCUGUACAAUGCAUACAGGUUUUUCUUCACAUAUCUUCUCCCUCAUGCUCCACCUCUAGCGGUGCAACCGCUUCUCCAGGACAUCAUGAAUGGCACAGGUGACCUACGCUUUGGGAUAAACGAUACACUGAAGUCAUUUGAAAAUGUUUUGAAUCUGUACAAGUCAGGAAUGGAUCAUCACAACGAAUCAGAGUAUCUAAAAGACUAUCUUAGACUGGACGGUUUCCGGAUAAUUGACAAUAACGAUCAUUUCAGAUGCUGGCCAUCCUACAAUCACCUGGGCUGUCUUCUGUCUGUGCACAGCGCCGAGGAAGCGGCCGAAAUUUGCAGCAAUCAUACCAGAUGUCAAAAUUUUGUUAUUGGUCAACAAAGAACAUGGACAGGUCGACUGCUGACUUCAUUCACAAGUGGCCCAGUUAAACUCGUUCCUGACGUUAACUCACAAGUCUACGUAAAAAAAAACAGUGACUCGUGACAUCAAGAAAGUCCAAGAAACCCUCCAAUUAAAUUCAAUGGAAACUUGUACCGGCUGCACAAAAAUUUCAGUAUAUUCCAUUUGUAAGAAAUAUAACCUGUGCAUGUCACAGAAUGACGAAUUCAGUACAAAUGUUAUGAACUAUUAUGCAGAGGAGGAUUAAGAUCGCACAAGGUCCUAGGCUGGUUUAUCCCCCCCUUCCCCUUCAUUCUUCACAUUGGGAUUAUUAAUGGGGCCAAGCACAUUGUAACCUAGGCCCUAGGUGGCUGCCAAGGGGGAGUUUAUGGUUAAUCCUGCCCUGCUACUAUCUAUUAACGUAACUGCACACUGAUUACCAUUGUAUAAUUAUCUGUGUGCUAUAACCGCACAUAUUGCA
Molecule: messenger RNA, 1768 nt
Organism: Pelobates fuscus (common spadefoot toad)
Lineage: Eukaryota; Metazoa; Chordata; Amphibia; Anura; Pelobatidae
Product: extracellular tyrosine-protein kinase PKDCC-like
Exons: 7
Coding region: 1-1392 (463 amino acids)
Biological process (GO): peptidyl-tyrosine phosphorylation; skeletal system development
Cellular component (GO): extracellular region
Molecular function (GO): ATP binding; non-membrane spanning protein tyrosine kinase activity
Source: RefSeq, a predicted model, not a curated record